Arabis nemorensis is the source of this 207-nucleotide messenger RNA. Lineage: Eukaryota; Viridiplantae; Streptophyta; Magnoliopsida; Brassicales; Brassicaceae. The record is from the annotation of a GenBank genome assembly.
AUGUUACAGCUCCCACCGGUGAUUCAAGGUCGACAGCCGAAGCAUCAUAGGAGGGGAGUUUUCCGGCAGGGAGCAGGUACACUAUUCCGGCUUGAGAGAAGUAAACAGUUCUCGUCGGCAUCUCGGGAAUGGAGAGAUGCGGCGGACAGGUUAGCAGCAAUUUUAGCUCCGGUGGGUAAGAAAGUUCUUAUCAAGUCAAUAGAUUGA